Bipolaris sorokiniana ND90Pr is the source of this 1348-nucleotide messenger RNA. RefSeq lists its product as uncharacterized. The coding region runs from base 221 to 1303 and encodes 360 amino acids. Gene Ontology annotation, cellular component: cytosol. The transcript is spliced from 5 exons. Gene Ontology annotation, molecular function: transaminase activity; pyridoxal phosphate binding. NCBI's taxonomy places the organism in Eukaryota, Fungi, Ascomycota, Dothideomycetes, Pleosporales, Pleosporaceae. The record is from RefSeq and is a predicted model, not a curated record.
CUCUUUCACUAUAUUCUCCUUCCGUAUCCGUCGCCCCUUGCCAUCGUCGCUUCAAACAUUCACGACUCCUCCGCUGUCUUCCCGACCCUUCUCACUCACAACUGUCAUGUCUUCCUACGACCAAAUAACUCUCUAAGAUGGGGAGAAGAUGACCCUAGGACAAGGGGGUAAGGAGACUGCCACAUAAGAAGACCUCAAAGCCUCCAACGAGGCGCAUCAAAUGCACGGCUUUGAUCACCUCAUGCAAAAGGGACCAAGACAGCUCGUCGUCUUCGAUUCAGGCGACGGGGCCUUCUUGAAAGAUGUCAUGGGAAAAAGGUAUCUGGAUGCCAUAGGGGGCAUUGUCGUCGCCUAUCUUGGCUACGGUCGCAAGGACUUCGCGCAAGUUGCUUUUGAGCAGAUGACGAAGCUGGAAGUCUCUUCCAACCAACGUAAUCUGACCAAUAACAAUGCAGUUAAACUCUGCGAACGCCUUUCCGGCCUCGUGGCUCAAGCUUUUCCAGAUAAAAUGACUGCUCCAGCCACAUUUAUUCCUGUAUCUAUGAAGCCCGAGUUUUCUGACUAUGGAUGGAAGAGGUGGAUGGAGGGCUAUGGCCGCGAUUUCUAUGAGAGCAGCUCGCAUAGGAUGUUUUGCAAUAUUGAUCUGCCGCAUGAGCUGUUCUUUGAAAGGAGCAAGUUGAAGCAUGGAGAGAAUGUUGGACAGGCGGCUGCACGGGAACUGGAAGAACGGAUUCUCCAAGAAGGCGCCGAUACCGUUGCCGCCUUCGUGUUUGAGCCCGUUCAAGGCGACGGUGGCGCUAUCGACAUGCAUCGCGACUUCUUUCUACUCGUGGAGCGAAUUUGCAGAAAGUACGGCAUCUUGAUGAUUGCAGAUGAGAUCAUGUCGUUUGCCAAGACGGGGCACUGGUUCGGUCAUCCAGUUUGCUCUGUUGUCGCUCUCCGCGCACUCGACAUUAUCGACCGGGAGAACUUGAUCGAGCUGUGUGCAAAGCGCCGCAGGGAGUUUCUCGAUAUCCUCAAGUCAGAGCUCGAGGGGCUGCAUACCAUUCAGCAAGUUCGUGGAACUGGUAUCAUGAUUGGGAUCGAUCUCAUUUCUGAUAUCGCAACGGAUAUUGAACAAAAGGUACUUCUAGAAUACGGUAUUGUGCUCAGGGCGAGUACCAAUAAGCAUUGCAUGCUUCUGAAGCCGCCUUCAUCUAUGACAGAAGAGCAUUUUAAAAAGGUGGCCGAGUCGCUGAGGAAGGGUUUGAGAAGUUUUGUUACACUGGGCGAGAGCGCGAUAAGCAAGAGUCAUCAACACUGAGUUGUGGGUAGGCCUGGCUUUCGGGUUAGUUAGGGAGACACUGGC